UAACAGUGUGCGUUACUGUGAAAGGACACUGAACAGAACCAGACAGGAAGACAAAAAGAUAGACGGAGAUAGCUCAACCAAGCUAAGAUGGAAUACAAUUCACUGCUACGAAGCCCAAAGAAAGAGGAGCGACAAGUACCCGAAUAUGUCUUCCCCGUAUCACCGGAUUUCUCCAACCAUGAUUUCAAUGUUUUGGAUGAACUGGGCGACGGCGUUUUAUGCUCUGAACAGGACCACAGAAAACUACAGAAUAGUCUUUAUGGUAGCCAGCUUAAUUGGGACUUCAUGGAAUUGGAGGGUUUCUCAGCUGUCGAUGCAGAGGAACCAGAAGUAGCAGACGAUGACGAAGGAGAAGAAGAAGAUGAGGAGGAAGAGGAGAAGCGGAUGAGAAGCAAAUGCCUUGUGGAAGACGACAAGAUUAUAAAGAGAGAAAACGGAGGCCUCUGGGAGGAAGACGAUGAGAAGAUGACGUCUUUGAAAUUGAGCUUGAACUAUCAAGAGGUUUUGGAUGCAUGGUCUGACCGUGGCCCUCUCUGGGCCGACGAUUGUUCUCUUUCAAUGCCUUCCAACGUUAACAAUGGCUUCUGCUAUAUGGGAGAAGUUCCAACGGUGCAGGAAGAUAGAAGCAGAAGGAAUGCGAGUGUUAGAAGGUACAAAGAGAAGCGUCAGAGCAGACUGUUCUCCAAGAAGAUAAGAUACCAAGUCCGAAAACUAAAUGCUGAUAAAAGACCCAGAAUCAAGGGUCGCUUUGUGAAGAGACUUUAAAAGAUGGAGAACGUAAGGGGUGGGAGGAGGAGGGGAGACCAAAAUAUCUCUCAAAAAUAUCUCUCAGAUUCCUUGUACUUGUAUUAUCCCUUGCAGCAGCCAAUUCCCAUUUUUUAAAUGUUUAUAAAUUGGAGCUAUCCGAUUCAUUGUAUCGAUCUGUAACUCGUGAUAUUUUAUACAUUAAAUCGUGGAAUCUUGUGUCCUGAGGGUGAAAUGGACUGUGUUUGUGAAUAUUGGGAAAACAUGGUUCAUCCUUUGCUGCGU
Molecule: messenger RNA, 1029 nt
Organism: Neltuma alba
Lineage: Eukaryota; Viridiplantae; Streptophyta; Magnoliopsida; Fabales; Fabaceae
Product: protein CHLOROPLAST IMPORT APPARATUS 2-like
Exons: 3
Coding region: 88-765 (225 amino acids)
Biological process (GO): regulation of DNA-templated transcription
Cellular component (GO): nucleus
Molecular function (GO): protein binding
Source: RefSeq, a predicted model, not a curated record